AUGUCGCAUUGCAGACUUCUCCAAACCACCUUUGUCCCCGCCGCUCCCCCGUCCCUCCACCACCGCUCCCUCGGCGGCGCUGCCCCACCUCGGCGCGCCGCCCGCCUCCUUGUCCAGGCUAAGAUCCGGGAGAUCUUCAUGCCGGCGCUCAGCUCCACCAUGACGGAGGGCAAGAUCGUCAGCUGGGUCAAAUCAGAGGGCGACAAGCUCGCCAAGGGCGAGUCCGUCGUGGUGGUUGAAUCCGACAAGGCGGACAUGGAUGUGGAGUCCUUCUACGACGGUUAUCUCGCUGCCAUUAUCGUCGACGAGGGCCUUUCAGCCGCCGUCGGGUCCACCAUUGCCCUGCUCGCCGAGACCGAGGAGGAAAUAGCGCUGGCCAGAUCUCAGAAAACGUCGCCCGGUUCUGUGCCUCCAGGUGGGAAUAGCGAUGCACCUAAGGUGCUCGACGAAAUUCCCAGCCCAGUUUCCGCUCCUUCCCCCCCUGCAAAGGCCAGCAUUAGCAGCAUUGCUGUGGGGUCGGCCGUGCAUCCAGCCUCCGAGGGAGGGAAGAGGGUGGUGGCCUCGCCUUACGCGAAGAAACUGGCCAAGGAACUGGGGGUGGAUUUGAAGGGGGUGAUCGGUAGUGGGCCCAAUGGGAGGGUGGUGGCUAAAGAUGUGGAGGCUGCUUUGACGGCUGCAAAAUCUAGUAGUGGUAGUGGGGCUACAAUGGUGGCUCCUGAAGAAGCCAAGCCGAGUGGUGUGGAGUUGGGUUCGGUGGUGCCUUUCACGACAAUGCAGAGUGCGGUGAGUAGGAAUAUGCUGGAGAGCUUGAGUGUGCCGACUUUCAGGGUCGGUUAUACUAUUACUACGGAUGCUCUUGAUGCUUUGUACAAGAAGAUCAAGUCUAAAGGAGUUACCAUGACGGCUUUAUUAGCCAAGGCAACAGCCCUUGCUUUGGUCAAGCAUCCAGUUGUGAACUCUAGCUGCAGAGAUGGCAAGAGCUUUACGUAUAACAGCAGUAUCAACAUUGCAGUUGCUGUAGCCAUUGAUGGUGGUUUGAUUACGCCAGUUCUUCAAGAUGCUGACAAGAUUGACAUAUACUCGCUAUCAAGAAAGUGGAAGGAGUUGGUCGAUAAGGCACGAGCAAAGCAGCUUCAACCUAAUGAGUACACUACAGGCACUUUUACUCUGUCUAACCUUGGAAUGUUUGGGGUGGAUCGUUUUGAUGCCAUCUUGCCACCAGGAACUGGUGCAAUUAUGGCUGUUGGUGCUUCUCAACCCACUCUCGUCGGUACUAAGGAUGGCCGAAUUGGUUUGAAAACUCAAAUGCAGGUCAAUGUUACUGCAGAUCAUCGCGUGAUAUAUGGUGCUGAUCUGGCGGCAUUCUUGCAAACCUUGUCUAAGAUAAUUGAGGAUCCUAAAGAUUUGACUCUUUAG
Messenger RNA from Striga hermonthica, 1416 nucleotides. The record is from the annotation of a GenBank genome assembly. NCBI's taxonomy places the organism in Eukaryota, Viridiplantae, Streptophyta, Magnoliopsida, Lamiales, Orobanchaceae.